This is a messenger RNA of Malaya genurostris, 595 nucleotides long. Its product is annotated as lysozyme-like. Gene Ontology annotation, molecular function: lysozyme activity. NCBI's taxonomy places the organism in Eukaryota, Metazoa, Arthropoda, Insecta, Diptera, Culicidae. The record is from RefSeq and is a predicted model, not a curated record. Bases 42 to 476 code for a protein of 144 amino acids. The transcript has 2 exons.
GUAGCAAUUUAAUAUCGAUCUUGCAAUUCGAAGAAACAGUCAUGCAGCCGUUAUCCGUUCUGGUGGCCAUUGUUGCUACCUUGGCAGUGUUCCAGGGAUCCCAGGCCAAAACAUUCGGCGAGUGUGAAUUAGCUCGGCUACUCCGUACCAAAUACGGUUUCGAUAGGUCCAAAGUGAACAACUUCGUCUGUCUGGCGAAGGCCGAGAGUGGCUUGCGUACGACCGCCACCAAUAAGAAUAAGAACGGAUCUACCGAUUACGGAUUGUUUCAAAUCAACAAUAACUACUGGUGCAGCACCCCCGGAUUCCAAUCGGCCGGAAAUGAUUGCCGUAUCGCCUGUUCUGCGUUCUUAACCGAUGAUAUUAGUCAAGCAGUAACUUGCGCCAACAAAAUCUAUGCCCGACAUGGUUACUCGGCAUGGUACGGAUGGAAAGCCAAAUGCAAGAACGGCGUCAAAGAUCUUUCGUCCUGUUAAUCUAGAAGGAUAUCAAUGGAAUAUAUGUUGCCAAACAGACACGGAUGAAUAUUAGACCGGAAUGAUAAAUUACCCCAAAUCGAGUUAAAAUGCUUUGAAAAAAUAUAAACUUGAACUGG